CUUCAUAGCAGAUAAUUCUAUAAUAACUCCGCUGUCAUCAAAUAGUUAUUAUAUGGGGUCUUAUUAAGAUAAAGAUUAUACUGUUAGCCGUAAAGAUAAAGGAUUUUAUUGUUGUGUGUAGAAAAGGAGGUGUUGUUGGAGUUUUUCGCGUAUUUGCUGUAAGAGUGUCACUUUAACAGUUCACCACUCUGUGCAGCAGUGCAGCGGAGACUCAUUCAAGAAUUGUGUUUAAAGAAGAACAAACAUGUCCAACGACUUUGUGAAUUUUAAGAUCCGCGAGGAAUGCGAGAUAUUCCAGUGGUCCGACAAGCAGCUACGGGAGGUCAUGGUGCGCCUCCAUGGCGCCAUUGAGAAUGGUCUCGGCAGAGACACUCAUGAAUCAUCCAUCGUAAAGUGCUGGAUCACUUACAUACAAGACUUGCCCAAUGGAAAAGAACGCGGUAAAUUUUUGGCGUUAGAUUUGGGCGGAACCAACUUCAGAGUAUUAAUAAUAAAUUUAGGUGAUAAUCACUUCGACAUGCAGUCCAAAAUUUAUGCCAUACCUCAAAACAUCAUGACUGGUACUGGAAUAGCUCUGUUCGAUCACAUAGCUGAGUGCUUAGCCAAUUUUAUGAAGGAACAUGGAGUGUAUGAAGAACGUUUGGCGCUCGGAUUCACAUUUAGUUUUCCGCUAAAACAACUUGGUCUCACGAAAGGCAUUUUACAACGUUGGACCAAAGGAUUCUCUUGCUCUGGCGUUGUCGGCACAGAUGUCGUCCAGGGAUUAAAAGACGCCAUCGCGAGACGUGGGGACGUACAGAUUGACAUAUGCGCUAUUCUGAAUGACACCACGGGUACAUUGAUGUCUUGCGCGUGGAAAAACCACAACUGCAAAAUAGGACUCAUCGUUGGAACCGGCAGCAACGCGUGUUAUGUUGAGAAGACGGAAGCCUGUGAAACAUUUGAAGGAGGAUUGAGCAAACAAGACAUGGUUGUAAACACAGAGUGGGGAGCAUUUGGAGAUGAUGGAGCACUUGAGUUCCUACGCACAGAGUUCGACCGCGAAAUUGACCAACAUUCCGUUAACCCAGGCAAACAAAUUCAGGAGAAAAUGAUAUCUGGCAUGUAUCUCGGAGAAUUAGUUCGUCUUGCGCUCGUGAAGUUCACGCGGAUGGGUCUACUCUUUGGCGGUCGUGGGUCGGAUCUUUUCUUCCAACGAGGCAGUUUCUACACUAAAUACGUUUCGGAAAUUGAGUCUGACAAACCCGGAGACUUCACAAGCUGUAUGGAGGUGCUUGAGGAAUUGGGCUUGUCCCAUGCGACAGAGGCCGACAUGGCGGCAGUGCGACAUGUGUGCGAGUGCGUCUCGCGGCGGGCGGCCCACCUCGUGUCGGCCGGGCUCGCGGUCCUCAUCAACAAGAUGGGAGAGCCCCGCGUCACCGUCGGCAUCGACGGCUCCGUCUACAGGUUCCACCCGCACUUCCACGCGCUCAUGUGCGAGAAGAUCGCUCAGCUCGUCCGGCCCGGGUUACAGUUUGACCUUAUGCUGUCAGAGGACGGCAGCGGGCGCGGGGCGGCACUGGUGGCGGCGGUGGCGUGCCGCGAGAUCCAGAAGGCCGCGUAAGCCGCUGACCCUCUCCGUCCCACUGUACCUUCACCACCGGCGUGGCUGGGAUCUCACGUUUCCUAGGUUAGGCCGUAGCUCGAGUGAGGCUUUCCCAAAGAUGUUGGCCUUUUUAACAGUAGUGACCAAAGUAUUUAUUUCGAUCAGAUGGAAACAGUCCGGACUAGAUGCUGGACAUCUUAGUUUUUUUGUGGGACGGAAGUAACGAUCCUAAAUCAGCUUUAUACUCCCAUACGUUCGGGUUACAUAAUUAGGAUAAUAUAUAGAGUAUAGCCUUAAAGUAGCGCACCAAAGACGCGACUGCGCUUGUCCGGUCUGGCGACGUUUAGAUAGAUAUAAUACAUGUUAUUGGUCUCAAAUAUAUUAUAUCUUAGGAAAUCGCCUCUAGCGGUCCGAGCAUUUUAAUGUAAGCACAUGUAUAAUGUAUAUGGGCCAGUAGAUGAAAGAUCGCUUCCGAAGAUAUUCUGGGAAGUCAUCAGCUUGUGUGUACUACUAUAUUCGUAUGUCCUAAAAGUACUUUUUAGAUGGACACUAAGAUCCUAACUUAAAAAGUUUUAUAUCGAUGUUGAAAAGAUUUUAUUGUACUUAUAUUUGUAAUUAGUCUAGUCACAAACCAGGAUUAAGUUAUCUGUUGUUAAAUCUUCCUCAGUCUUAUUUUUUUUUUUCCUUUCACCAUUUACUUCAUUGAGGUUAAGUAUUUGUAAAAGACUGAACACUCCAUCUGCUUGUCCUGGUUUUACAUUUGAUCUUAGUGUCGGUCUGCAUCAUGCUCUGCUCUGCGUUCCCAAAUUGCAGUUCUAUAGCCAGAAAUACAGAGACCUGGCCCCUGGCCCAAUCAUCAGCGAUGUGUUUCCUUUUAUUAGCAAUAAGUAGAUAAAAAAUGUACUUUAACGGAGAGAAAGCUCUUGUAUUUUAUAAUGCUGUUCAAGUUUGAGUAAGAAAAUAUUGUUAAAUAUAUUAGUCUUAUACACAACAUCACAUACGAAAAGCAAACUAUCUGUUGAUACCAUUAUUUAUUUAAGUAUUUUUAUACAAAACAAACGAAUAUUUAGCACAAGCUACCCUAAGUCCAAGACUUAAGCAUUGUGAUGCCAUAAGAAAUUAUUUAGAAGAGUUUUAUAGAUAACAUUGUAUGUAACAUUACACGAGAAUCUCAGUUACGUCUCUGCGGAUAUUGUAAGUGUAGUGUGCCAUUGUUUUGAUCAUUCCAUGUAUAGGAGACCACCAGCAAUCACUUUCAUUUGUAUACCGUCUGGCAUCCACAUAGGUAGGUUCUAAGUAUAUCACAACACAAGGUAGUUUGCAAUUUUAUUUGUUUAUUAAUCAGUAAAUUAUUGAUUUAAAAUUCAGGAGAUUUUAUAAAAUGAUCCUUUAUCCCAGGUAGAAAAAACUGCAUUAAUAUAACUUUAGUUUAUUGAUAUUUAACUGUGAUAGAGCUAGACAUUAUGUUAUAAAGAUAUAAAGAUUUUUGUUAGACUUUGUUAUCUAAAACGUCUUAAUUUUUGGUGAUAUGUUUGACAUAGUUACUUAAUAAAUAAUAUCUACAAACACAUUGACAUAGCAUAGUUAAAAGAUUAUAAAUGUCAAAAUUGAGUCAGUUUUGUUUUUAUAUAAAUUUGGUAAAUAUUUACUUAAUUUCUCACGAUCACGUAAGCCCUCUUAAUCCAUAAUCAUCAUUAGUAGUUCCUUAGUUUUCAAUAGGUGCAUUUUUAAGUACGUAUGCGUAUUGUCAGUAUAAAUUUGUUGCAUGCUAAUAUGUAAAACAGUUCUUAUUUUAAAUUAUUUAGAAUUAAGUUCUACCUACUCUUUUUUAAGAUAUUUAGUAUCUAUGCAGCGCAUGAUAAAUACAUAAAGAGUAAAAGUCUGCUACUUAUUUAGCAGACUAAAAAUGAUAAAUACUAAGUUCAAACGAGUGAAAUUCCUGCACUCUUUAAAUUGCUAAGUUGUAAAAUUAAUCAUGUAUAUGAUUUGCUCAAAGCUCAAGCAAGAAAACGGUUUUAAGUUUUUAAAUUCUUAUUUACACCUUAAAAAUGAAUGUAUGAACCCUAGAAAUGCACAAAUAACCCGGUGUAAUCUUAUACAUUCGAUUCAUCUGAAUCAUGACUAAUUGAGCAGUAUUGUGUAUAUUUUAAUGAGUUAUAUCGCUACAUAAGUGUACCCCGCGUUUUUGAAGGCGAGAAUGUCUUACCAAAAAAUACAUAAAAACUUUAACAGUUUUUAUAUAAUAUUUUGUAAUAAAUACACGAAUUCAUUCCCGCACAAAGACCCCGGUACAUAGUAUGUAGGUAUACCUGCCUACUACAUUCAAUAGUCGUCAAGAUAGCAUUGGUAGUUGAGGUGCUCACAAAUAUCAGAAGAUCAGAGCAAUCUGAAAACGCCUUGACGUAAUAUGUGUACUCCGAUGUUUGGGAGCACUUGGCCGCAUCAAUAUCUAAAGGCGACUGAAGUGGUACAUAAGUGUCCGCGUGAAACGGCUAGUUCUACAUUCCAUAGGGCUUUUAAUGCUCCUAGGUUCAGUAUAGUCGUAUGAAUUCAUUAAAAAUCUAACCCAAACAGCAGAAAUGUACACACAUAUCACAUCAGUUAUUAAGAGACAAUAAUCAUGAUCAGUUGUAUGUAAAUAGGUUUAGGUUUUUGUUAGUAUGGCCUGGCGCCCGAUUUGGUUAUUGCUUCAUUACAUUAUGUAAAUUAUAAAUAUGAAUAGAUAUCUAUGUAUUAAUAAAUAUCAUGAAUUAAUUUAUGUGAAAGAGAUAAUGAAUGUAGAUAGCUCUUUUUUUUGUGUGAGAGCUGUGAGCAAUGUUACUUAUUUCAAGAAUAAAUUUAUAUAAAUUUA
Molecule: messenger RNA, 4436 nt
Organism: Leguminivora glycinivorella
Lineage: Eukaryota; Metazoa; Arthropoda; Insecta; Lepidoptera; Tortricidae
Gene: Hex-A
Product: hexokinase type 2
Exons: 9
Coding region: 245-1603 (452 amino acids)
Biological process (GO): glucose 6-phosphate metabolic process; glycolytic process; intracellular glucose homeostasis
Cellular component (GO): cytosol; mitochondrion
Molecular function (GO): ATP binding; fructokinase activity; D-glucose binding
Source: RefSeq, a predicted model, not a curated record